GUUGGAUCGCUGACCGGAUGUGAACUGUCUAUAGUUAAGAAAGCGUGAUGAGAAGUUAAAUCCGAACGGGAACAGUCGCGCGCAAGGUUUUCCGCGUUGAGCUUGGACGAAUCCAAUCGCGAAGGUUCUACACGAUAGUAGUUCACUAGAUUCGUAGAGAGCCAGGAAGAAUGUGCCCGCGGAAUCAUCCCGCGAGGACAAUGUUUACUUGGCCAAACUGGCCGAGCAGGCAGAACGAUAUGAGGAAAUGGUUGAGUUCAUGGAGAAGGUCGCGAAGACAGUGGGCGUGGAAGAGCUCACAGUGGAGGAGCGCAAUCUCCUUUCUGUAGCCUACAAAAAUGUGAUUGGGGCACGCCGUGCCUCGUGGCGCAUCAUCUCCUCCAUCGAGCAGAAGGAAGAGAGCCGCGGCAAUGCGGGGCAUGUUUCUUCGAUCAAGGACUACCGUGGCAAGAUCGAGACUGAGCUCAGCAAGAUCUGCGACGCUAUUCUGAGAUUGCUUGAUUCCCAUCUCAUACCUUCUUCCACUGCCGCAGAGUCCAAGGUGUUUUACUUGAAGAUGAAGGGGGAUUACCACAGGUACAUCGCGGAAUAUAAGACUGGAGAUGAGAUGAAGGAGGCUGCAGAGAGUACACUGCAAGCCUACAAAUCUGCUCAGGAUAUUGCCCUGGCUGAUCUAGCUCCAACUCAUCCUAUUAGGCUUGGUCUGGCUCUUAAUUUCUCAGUGUUCUACUAUGAAAUUGUGAACUCUCCUGAUCGGGCUUGCAGCCUUGCAAAACAGGCUUUUGAUGAGGCUAUCUCAGAGUUGGACACUCUCAGUGAAGAAUCGUACAAAGAUAGCACAUUGAUCAUGCAACUUCUUCGUGACAACUUGACCCUAUGGACCUCUGAUAUCACUGAGGAUGCCGGAGAUGAGAUCAAAGACGCCCCAAAGCGUGAAUCCGAGGAAGGACACUAACAGGAAGCAGGCACGCGUAUGACUGAUGUUCCUCGGUACCUUGAGUUUGUUGUCUCUUUCACGUACUCUGUGUGCUAGAUUUCCAUAUGAAGCACUUGCAGGUCAUUCUCAUGUUAAUUGAUUCUACAUUGCAUAACUUAGCUUUGACUACUAAUGACGCAUUCAUAUAGUUUGGGCGUCUAGCCAUCAUUUCAUAAGGCCGAAAAUAUCAAUUAUUUCACCUUGCUCA
Molecule: messenger RNA, 1184 nt
Organism: Zingiber officinale
Lineage: Eukaryota; Viridiplantae; Streptophyta; Magnoliopsida; Zingiberales; Zingiberaceae
Product: 14-3-3-like protein GF14-C
Exons: 6
Coding region: 248-955 (235 amino acids)
Biological process (GO): signal transduction
Cellular component (GO): cytoplasm
Source: RefSeq, a predicted model, not a curated record